Molecule: messenger RNA, 3495 nt
Organism: Neoarius graeffei (lesser salmon catfish)
Lineage: Eukaryota; Metazoa; Chordata; Actinopteri; Siluriformes; Ariidae
Gene: sgo2
Product: shugoshin 2
Exons: 8
Coding region: 113-2740 (875 amino acids)
Biological process (GO): meiotic chromosome segregation
Cellular component (GO): nucleus; chromosome, centromeric region
Source: RefSeq, a predicted model, not a curated record
GAGAGCGCGCAGAAGCGACGAAGAGGAGUUUGGAGUUUCGGCGGUACUGUUUAGGUUUGAAUCGACAUUAGUGUUCAGCUGAGCCUGAACUGCACUGACUCUUUCACUGGCAAUGGAGAAGAAACCAAACACACUAAAUCAGACUGCUGCCAAGAUAAAGACAAAAAUUCACAACACGUCAUCGUUCUUCAAGCUCUCUUUGAAAACCAACAACAAGGCCCUUGCUUUGGCUCUGGUCGCUCAGAAACAGAAAUCUAAGCAGCUUGAGAUGGAAACAGUGCGUUUACAGAAAGAAGUGCAGCGCCUGAGCUUUGACCUUGCCACCCAACGUCAUAAAAAUAAACAAAUGUUUAUGGUUCUGCGUGAGUUCUAUAAUAACGCCAUCAACUGCAUGGCUAAGGCAGUGGACCUUAUUUCCAAAGAAGAGGGUGCUGAGAGCUUGGACACAGAGAUAAUGGAAGAUUCUUAUCAGACUGAGAAAGAUUUAACUACAUUGUUACCUGGGCAGAAAAACAGAAUUGGUCUAUCCAACUGUGGGCAACAGAAGAAUGUCCAGGACCCUGGUGGAAAUGCGUUGAUGGUGAAAGAUCAUCAACCUUAUGGUUUUUCACUGAAAAGCAAGGAUAAGCCUCCCAGUCCAGAGGUUGACUGUACAGCACCUCCGAAUACACUGUACGACUCGGAGAUGGAGAUCACUGUAGUUGACAAUGUUUCUGAAAUUGUUACAGUUCAGACCAAUCCAAAGAAAAACUGUAAGGAUAAUCAGAGAAGAAUGGGAGAAAACAGUAACUCUUGUUCAGCAAGGGGUAGAGAGAGCAUUGUGCUUAAUUAUGAUGAAGCAGCAGUGGAGUCAGCUUGUCUACAGGAUACAACCGUGAAUAUGUCCUGCGAAACACCACUCCAAACAAGUACACACACUUUCACUAGCAGCAGUGAAGAGGAGAGUUUGUCUCAGCAGGUAGAGCCUCUGCAUGAGGAGCAAGAAGCAGUCACUGCACACAAAAGGACUCAUGUCACCUCUCGUUACACAAAGAGCAACAGGCGAUUGAAUUCUCAAAAACACAUUGCAGAAUAUACCAAUACAAGGCGAACUUAUGUAAUCUCUCCACAUGAGUCCAGCUUUAUUUCUGCCAGUGAUGAUUUGGAUGACUAUUUCAGUGACCAAGUAGUACAAAAUAAGAAGAGCAAGCCAAUUUUCUAUGAUUUUAAUGAACCUAAAGACAAAGGCACUGAAAAUGAAGCCGAAAUGCUGAAACCCCAGAACAACAGUGCAAGAAACAGGAAAACAUGCAUAAUCCCACACAAGUCAAAACCACAGAGCAGGAAGAUUAAAGAUUCAUAUUUUGGUGUGGAUCAAAGUGUAAAGGGGAGCACUGAAUUAAUCGAUGUUCACAGUGAUGUCACGGAAAUCUCGGUCGACAGAGAAAACCGUCAAAGCAAGCAAUCAACUCCGUCACACUCUCAGACAGAAGGAUGCAAUACUUUGAGAAACAGAGGAACAUAUGUGAUCCAGCCAGGUCAGGUAUCUGACUGCAGUGACGACCUUAAUGGUACAUUAGACAUUCACACGGAUGUCACAUCUCCGGAAACUGCAAAUGAAAUGAUUUUGGAAAGCACACAGCGUUCCUCAGGGAUGAAUGAGGGGCAGCAAUCGGAGCACAUACCUGAAAACGGAAGAUUUUUUAAACAUUCAAAGGCUGUCAAGGGCCGUGAUGAAAAGCUUUUAGAAAAUUCAUCUGAUCAUUCUCCAGUAACGCACACUAAAGCCAAGAAGCCCCAGACAGUGGUGAUGAAAGGAAGAAAGAAGAAUUUGGCAACAACAGAAAAUGCAUCAGGAAAGAGAAGAAGACACAAGCAUACCUCUACUCAAAUUGGUGACAUCUUGCCCAAAGAAAUUUCAGUACCUGGUGAUGAUGUAAAGCAAAACUGCACGUCCACUAAUGUAUUACAGGAGCUAACCAAAGGGUUAAAUUCUUCUGCUCUUGAGGAAGCCUUUAAGGGUGAGCCAGGAAUUGAGACUGGGGGCACGAACAGCACUCGUAUGAGACAUCUUGACUAUAAUGAUGACUUGGAUACCAUUAAUGACAUUGGCAUAAAUUUGAAAGAUGUCAGUCUGAAGCAUCACAAUGUCCAAAACCGCAAGCGCAGAGAAACUUGUGUUUUUUUGCCCAAUUGUGAUUUGCAGUUAAAGGGUAAGGAAAAUGUUCUGGUUAUCAGCAGCAAUGAAGAGGGUUUAAUUACAAAUGGGGAAAGUGAGAUUUCUUUUGUUACAGAUAGGACAGUUGUUCCUCAUCAUGAAAGUGACAGCCAGUCAACCACAAGAAAAGCAGAGCAGCUUGGGCAGAAACACAGUGAGCUAUUCUCUGAGGAAAGGCCUCCAUGGGAAUCCCUCGAUUUUGGCUCCACUGAGAGUUUUACUCAUGACAAUCCUAACAGUCCUGUCCCUAACCAGAAGGAAACACGAGAGAUUUCAUCACGAACUAUGGACAUUUACGAGGAACCUGGGUGGAAAGUGUCCCACCAAUCUCCAGAUGGGAGGGUAAUGAAGAGCUUAACAAACACAGACUUGGCAAUGAAUCCAUUAAGCCGAUCGCGCAGGAAGGCAGCUCCUGUGUCAUACAAGGAACCGCCUCUCAACUGCAAAAUGAGGCGUGGGGACAAGUUCUCAGAUACCAGAUUUUUAAGUUCUCCAGUGUUUAAAGAUAAAAAGAAGAAAAGAUUUCAGAAAAACACGGAAUAAUCCCGUUAUCCAUAUUUGUAAAUAGAAUUUGUACAGUUAACAUUAUACAGUUAACCUUUAUGAACCUUUGUGUUGAUUUGUAUUUCCUUUUUUGUUUUUUUAAUAUUUCCAUAUAUUUUUGCAUCAGCAUUUAUAUCAUUUAAAUGACUUCUCAUUACCGGGUAAUUCGGAGAACACUGGUUACAUGGCCUGUGAAAUCCCAUCUCUCUAUUGGUUGCCAUGUGAGUGAAGUAUUGACGUGACGGUCAGGUAGUGAAUGAAUAAUUCAGAUAGUGUUCACCUGAGACGUGUAUGGUCGCUGUAGAAUAGAGUUGUCUUUUACACGGUAACAAGUGGUUAAAUUCUGAGCCUUUUUGUUUUUUUUUCCUUUUUAAACUUGUGUUGAAUGUGUUCAGGAGCAUUUGGUAAGUUUGACUGUUUUAUUAUUUCAGUCAGAUUAACAGACUUAUUUCUUCACCUGUGGAGUUUCAUGUUCUUGCAAGUGGUAUUCAUUUUGUUUUCCAGACUAAUCAACUGUUUGUAUACUGAUCUGGAAGAAUGUAUGCUUUACACACAUUUCAACACACAAGUUGUAAAUUCUGUUUUGUGUUGGUCUUCACAGAUGUCCUUUAGAAUUCUAAGUCAUAUGCAUAGACCUGAACUUCAAAACAGAAUCAGAUUUCGCAUUUGCAUUGUCUGUUUAUAGCUCUUGGAUAUAGAAUAACCAAGAGAUGAUUGGAGAUUGAAAUAUGAAUGUAUAAAUGUUCUAUAAUUUU